AUGCCUUUCAUCACGCAUCCUCUGUCGCCCGACAACCUCCCAGUUGUUCCGCUCUGGAUCAACGGGGCUGCACAUGCUGCUUCUGAAGACGACAACCUCUUCCCCGUCAUCUCUUCCGUUCAAGACAAGCCUGUCCAUUACGCCGUCUCUGUUUCCCCCAAAACAGCUGCCCUGGCCGUCGAGUCUGCCGCUUCAGCCCUCGUUCAAUGGCGGAAAACAACGCCUGCACAUCGCCGAGCACUCAUUUUGAAAGCCGCAGAUGUACUGGAAAAGAAAGGUAAAGAGGUGAUGCAAGCACAGAUGACGGAGACGAGCUGUGCGGAAGCAUUUGCACAGUUCAACUUGCGAUCUACGGAAUGGAUCCGAGAGGUUGCAUCUGCGACGACUGAAUUGAGAGGCGUUGUGGCGCAGAAUGCGAGUGGAGAGGGUGGAGAAGACGUUGUUGUCAAGGCCUCAGAACUCUGCCCUCUCACACAUCACUUGCUGCUCGAAGCAUUCGAAGAAGCAGGCAUUCCACCUGGUGUAAUAAACAUGAUCCAGGCCCGGAGAGAGGACGCUGCUGCCGUUACUGAAGCAAUCGUCGCGCAUAAGGCACUCCGAAAAGUAGACUUCAUCGGCAGUGCCGCCGUGGGUAGCAAAAUCGGUCAGUUAUGCGCAAAGUAUCUCAAGCCUGUGUUGAUGGAGCUUGGUGGAAAGGGUCCAGCAUUGGUCCUUGAGGACGCCGAUCUGGAACAGGCGGCGAAGCUUUGUGCUAUGGGUGCGGUUGCGGACCACGGUCAGCUCUGCUUUUCUACAGAGCGGAUCAUUGUUCAUCGAGCUAUCUAUGACGAUUUCGUGAAGCACCUCACCGCCGUGUUCUCGCACAUACCUGGCGCCGGCGACGCUGUUACCAGACAGUCUGCGAAGGCAAGUCGAACCACCGAAGGCAUAGGACGUGCAAACUUUUUUUUCGAUGCAAAGGAGAAUGGUGCUACCUUCCUGGCCGGCGGUCUCCAAUUCAUCAGCGAAACGAGCCUUAAGCCCACCCUCGUCACCAACGUCUCGCGCAACGCUCGCAUAUUUGAUGAAGAGACAUUUGGGCCAUCUGCGACGGUAUACAUGGCCCAGAACGACGAAGAUGCCGUUGCAAAGGCAAAUGAUUCGGCGUACGGACUGAAUGCAGCGGUGCAUAGCAGGAGCUGGGAACAUGCGUUUGAGAUGGCAAAGCAACUGGAGUAUGGACAGGUGCAUAUCAACAACGUUACCUGUACAGAUGCUCCUGGAGUACCGAUCAAGGGUGUAAAGGGCUCUGGUUGGGGGAACUUCCAAUAG
Didymosphaeria variabile is the source of this 1311-nucleotide messenger RNA. RefSeq lists its product as uncharacterized. The record is from RefSeq and is a predicted model, not a curated record. Lineage: Eukaryota; Fungi; Ascomycota; Dothideomycetes; Pleosporales; Didymosphaeriaceae. The transcript has 4 exons. Gene Ontology annotation, molecular function: succinate-semialdehyde dehydrogenase (NAD+) activity. Bases 1 to 1311 code for a protein of 436 amino acids.